AAAAAUCUAAAUUUUAGUGAAGAUGAGUUGUUGUUCAUUUAUAGGAAGAGUAUUAUUGGUGGUAAUUUUCAUUGGUGCUGGAGUUGAUAAAUUAAUGAGUCCAUAAAAUUCUGUAGCAUUAUUGAAUGGAAGAUAUCCAGGCUUCUAUAAAUUUUUGGAUUCCACAAUAAAAUAAUACAAUGUUCAACUUCCAGAUUAAUUAGUAAAGAUUAAAUCAAAAAUUUUAGUAACCUGAAGCGAUCAAAAAAAUAUCAACUCAAAUAAUUUAAGGAGUAGGAGUUGCUGAAAUAUUUUUAAGUUUUUUUGUAAUUUUGAAUUAUGGAUGGGCAGGAAAAUUAUUAUUUUUGUUAACUUCAUCAUUUAUUGUAAUAAUUCAUAAUCCAUUGAUUCAUGGAAAAACAUAAGAGUAAUAAUAUAAAUAGAUUUAUAUAAUAGUGAAAAAUUAUCAGAGUAAAUUCAAGCAUUAUGGACAUUAGGUAUUGCUGGUGCUUUAUUGAUUAUUGGUGCUUCUCCAAGUUAAGUUAAAGCUCCUGUUCCAGCAUCUACAAAAGGAAAGGGAGUAGCACCAACUGCACCAAGCAAGAAAGCUAAGAGAAAUUGAGAAAUUUAAAUAAAUAU
Messenger RNA from Paramecium sonneborni, 618 nucleotides. The record is from the annotation of a GenBank genome assembly. Lineage: Eukaryota; Ciliophora; Oligohymenophorea; Peniculida; Parameciidae.